Molecule: messenger RNA, 1006 nt
Organism: Argiope bruennichi
Lineage: Eukaryota; Metazoa; Arthropoda; Arachnida; Araneae; Araneidae
Exons: 3
Coding region: 186-833 (215 amino acids)
Source: RefSeq, a predicted model, not a curated record
UUAGAAGUUUCGAAAAAAUCCUAGAGAUUAGCGAUUUUACAGAAAUAGAGUCUUUAUCAAACCUGUACGUCAUUUGUUAAGUACCUGAUUUAUCUUCUCCUAUAAAAGAACAUCGAAUCAGUGGAGGCACCAAAAAGUAUUUCUACAGACCUGCAUUUUUGAAGCUCAAGGGUAAAAUCAGCAAAAUGUUUUGGGUUCCUUUUGCCAUUUUAUUCCUUACAGGUACUGCUUUGGCAUCACCCCUUGCCAACCAAUAUGUGGACAGUGUCCUGAAUACUGCCCUUCGAAAUGAAAUAAGAACUCUUAGUUUGGAUCCAGCUUCUCUGCCAGACUUCCAAGUUGAAUUUCAAGACAAAGUGGCUAUCAUUGGUAAAGUAAAGGGCAAGGCUGAAUUUACCAAGGGUAAUCUCACAGGUCUUUCUAAUGCACGAAGAUUUUCUGAGUGUCAAGGACCUUAUUACAGCUUCGGAUCAAGAAAUAUCAAUUGCACUAUUGCAUUUGAUAACUUAAAGAUAAACUACGAUGGAAAAUUGAAAUACGGCAAGAUGCCAAAAGUCAACAUCAAAGGCAAAGCUAAUGCGACUAGUACCACAGUCUUUUUCGAAGUUACUAGUCAGACACCGGGUAUGCCAGGAACUGUGAAAAACUUUUAUUUUACUCAGGUUGGAAAACUUGACAUAAAAUUCACUGGUUUAGGACCAUUAAACAAGUUUGUGUACGUCCUAGAAAAUGGAUUUAGGUCACACAUUGAAGCUCAAGUAAUUAAUUCCAUGAGCCAAAGAUACCGAGAUGCUCUAAAUAAAGCUGUUGGAAUGAUUCCGUUACCAAACUGAUGGAACUAUCAUAAAGCGCCUUGUCACUAAAACAUUCAUAAAUUCAUUUUUAUAUGUGUUCAUAGCAAAAGCAUGACAUCAAAAUAUUUUAAGGAUAAAGAUAGUUUUUAUUUUUUGUAAUUGAAAAAUAUUGAACUAUUUCAGACUUUUGAAUAAAAGUUGGAAGUUUGAUA